GGCGGGGAGGAGCAGCUGGAGGAAGUGACGGCGCCAGUGCGGCCCCGUCGGCCGCCGCGCAGGCGCCAACGCCAGGGGACCACUGAGAAGCAGACGCCACAGUACCCGGUGCUGGAUUUCGCCGAAGCGGUCAUCAAGCGGUACAGAAUGCUCGGAUGCGCGAACAUGUGGCGCGGUGACAACAGCGUGGCCACGCUGCACCGCUGCGCAGCCGCCUCGGCCAAGACCUACGUACAGCAGCUCCGGCAGCAGGCGGCGGCCCUGGCCGAACACUCGAGGGCCGCCAGUGUCCCCUCGGGGCAGGUCGAGAGCUCCGCCGCUGACUCGGUUGUGGAGGAAGGUGAAGAUCCAGUUGCGGGCGCGACAGCAGAGGAGACUGAGGACUCUGUUUCUGACUCCGCCGUGGACGCGGACGGCCCCAUGCCUCCCGCUCAGGGGUGGCCGACGGCAGAGUUGACGAGGGUGGAUGGAUCACCGGCCGGGAGAGCGGCACGCCACCUGAACUGGACCUUCUGGUCCGACUACAUGGAGCCGCCGAGCCGGCUGGAGCGACGGCGCGGGGAGCCAUCGGCGGUCGGACACAGCGCCGCCGCCGAGCCGCCGCAGGCCCCUGCCGAGCCGGAGCCCUUCGUGCCGCCGCACCUGCGCGACGACUUCCCGUACGACAUCCGCGUGGUGCAUUCUGGCCUGGUUAACCUGCCGCCGCCCGAUGUCAAUGGCGUGCAGAUGCAGCCGGGCCCGCUGUCAGAGCUGGAUCGGCGCCCCGGCUCAUACGGGGACCCGCUGACCGGCGUCGGCGCGGACGCGCCGCUCUGGGAGCGCGUGCAGGGCGGCUCGGACGGCGUGGCUGCCGCGCUGGCCGGGGCCGUCCUCUUCGUCACGGCGGCGUUGGUGGCCACAGCGGCGGUCUCCUCUGACGGUGUCGGCUGGCAGGAGCUGCUUGGGCGCAGCCUGGCCGGCCAUCCGGCAGACCCGGCUGACGGUGGCAUCCUGGACAUCGUCCGGACGGUGGAGGCCGCCCUGUAUCCUCAGCAGGAUGGCUGCCUCCGCUGGCAACUCUGUCGUAUGGGGCAGUCGUCCAGCUGGCAGCCGCUCCAGUCAAUGUUGGGCGCGGGCGUGGCCUGGUUCUCGGACAGCUCGGAGGACGAGGGGGACCUAAUGGCGAAGCUGAAGGCGGUGGCGGAGGGCGCAAUGGCUGGCGACUGUCGGGCCUACCCACGCUGUUCGCGCUAGCGCCGUCACGCCGGUCGCCUGCUGACCGGGCGGCAACGCACAGCGACCAACAUCGGGAGAGAGGGUGUGUGUGAGAGAGAGGUAGAGAGAGAGAGAGAGAGAGAGA
Molecule: messenger RNA, 1339 nt
Organism: Pollicipes pollicipes
Lineage: Eukaryota; Metazoa; Arthropoda; Thecostraca; Pollicipedomorpha; Pollicipedidae
Exons: 5
Coding region: 148-1233 (361 amino acids)
Source: RefSeq, a predicted model, not a curated record